GGAGUGAGGGAGGCUGAGCCAGCCUGCAUUAGCUCAGCUCUCAGGCACUCUCAGUCUCUGCUGGAAAGAGGAGCUGGGAGGAUGUGCGCUCUGUUACCGCGGCUCCCCACGGCACACCGAGAAGACCGAGAGAAAUAAGGGAAGAAAGGCGAACCGAGAGACGGGGAGUCCUCCCAGAUCAAGCUGAGGGACCACGAGGGGAUAGGGAGCCUGCUUAUCGCCCGUCCGAAGCCCCCGCGCCGUUUUGGAAGUGCCAGAGAUUUGGGCCUUUUCCUUUUCUUCUGCGUUGUUCCCUUCCACAGACCAAGCUUUCUUCCUCCUCCUGCUUUUUACUUUCCUCCCCCGCGCCUUCCUUUCGGUGGAUAUGGACAGCAGGGUGAUUACUGCAGAGAAGCAGCAGCCGCCAGAACAUAUUUGAGCCCCUGGUUCUCGGAGCGUGGCACAGACUUUUUGUAUUUCUGUGGGUGGCGUGUGUGUGUGUGAGUGAGCGUGUGUGGUGGAGGUGUGGGAGGCGGGAUUGGUUUGCCUGGGGGGUUGGCUGAGGGGGUGAGUGCUCGGAUGAAGACCUCUUUUUGGCGUGACUCUGUGCUCCAUCGGGGCAGCUUGGAGACUUGGAGGUUUUGAAAUUGUAACGAAUCAAGAGAAAAGAAAGAAGAGAGACACGCAUACAAAAGGAUUUAUUUCCUAUUCGUUAGUGGAUUGUUAAACCUCAGUGGGAAGGAGAAAAAAACAAGGGUGGGUUGUUUUAUUUUGUUCAUAAUUUUUUUUCUUAAAAAAAUCCCUUAAGUGGAUUUGUACCAGGGUGGAAGAUAACUGGGGAUUUUUGUUGUUUGUUUUGGGAAUAGAAACUAAAAAAUGGAGACUGUAAGUAGAAGCAGCUUCCAGCCUCAUCCAGGACUGCAGAAGACCUUGGAACAGUUUCAUCUGAGCUCUAUGAGCUCCCUGGGUGGCCCUGCUGCUUUCUCAGCACGAUGGGCACAGGAGAUGUACAAGAAAGACAAUGGCAAAGACCCAGCAGAACCUGUACUGCAUCUGCCCCCUAUCCAGCCUCCUCCGGUAAUGCCUGGUCCCUUCUUCAUGCCCUCGGACAGAUCCACAGAGAGGUGCGAGACCAUCCUGGAAGGGGAAACCAUCUCCUGCUUCGUGGUGGGUGGAGAAAAGCGGCUUUGCUUGCCCCAGAUCCUGAACUCGGUGCUCAGGGACUUCUCCCUGCAGCAGAUUAAUUCGGUGUGUGAUGAGCUACACAUUUACUGCUCCAGAUGCACUGCUGACCAGCUGGAAAUCCUCAAAGUCAUGGGCAUCCUGCCCUUCUCCGCUCCUUCCUGCGGGCUCAUCACUAAAACUGAUGCUGAGAGGCUUUGUAAUGCCUUGCUUUAUGGUGGCACCUAUCCUCCCCACUGCAAGAAGGAAUUCUCUAGCACAAUUGAGCUGGAGCUUACAGAGAAGAGCUUCAAGGUGUAUCAUGAGUGCUUUGGGAAAUGUAAGGGACUCUUGGUGCCAGAGCUUUACAGUAACCCCAGCGCAGCCUGCAUCCAGUGCUUGGACUGCAGGCUUAUGUACCCACCUCACAAAUUUGUGGUCCACUCUCACAAAUCUCUGGAAAACAGGACUUGCCACUGGGGCUUUGACUCUGCAAACUGGAGAUCCUAUAUCCUCCUCAGCCAGGAUUACACUGGGAAAGAGGAGAAAGCUAGACUGGGCCAGCUCUUAGAUGAAAUGAAAGAAAAAUUUGACUAUAACAACAAAUACAAGAGGAAAGCCCCCAGGGGCAUGCUUCGUUUGGGAAGCAAAAUUAAGAAAUCUCCACGUUCGUGCUCCAGAAAGGUCCCUUCAGAUCCUCCUGCUUCCAAAAAGCCCAAAAUAGAUGACUCUGCUUCCCAAUCUCCAGCUUCUACUGAGAAGGAAAAGCAGUCCAGUUGGUUACGGUCCUUAUCCAGUUCGUCUAAUAAGAGUAUUGGCUGUGUCCACCCCCGUCAGCGUCUCUCAGCUUUCCGGCCCUGGUCCCCUGCUGUAUCGGCAAAUGAGAAAGAGCUCUCCACCCAUCUUCCCGCAUUGAUCCGCGACAGUUUUUACUCGUACAAAAGCUUUGAGAAUGCCGUGGCCCCCAAUGUGGCACUUGCACCUCCAGCCCAACAGAAAAUUGUCAGCACCCCCCCCUGUGCCACAGUGGUAUCGCGGAGCAGCGAGUCGCUGAGCAGCACAGUCCAGCCACGGAAAAGAAAACUCGCUGCGGAGAACCCAGUUAUCCCAGAGGCAGCAGCCACUGUUGCGGCCACCGUUACUGCCACUGAAGAGGAUAAGGAAUCAGAAGCAGAAAUUGAAGUAGAAACCAGGGAAGAAUUCACCUCCUCCUUAUCCUCGCUCUCCUCCCCAUCCUUCACUUCAUCCAGCUCCGCAAAGGACAUGAGCUCGCCUGGGAUGCAAGCCCCAGCCCCAGUCAGCAGUUCAUACGAGGUUGCACCACAUUCCGACUCUCACAGCAGCGGGUUGGAAGCCGAGCUGGAGCACCUAAGGCAGGCCCUGGACAGUGGCCUGGAUACAAAAGAAGCCAAAGAAAAAUUCCUCCAUGAAGUUGUUAAAAUGAGAGUGAAGCAGGAAGAGAAGCUGAACGCUGCCUUGCAAGCCAAACGCAGCCUACAUCAGGAGCUGGAGUUCCUCAGAGUGGCUAAGAAAGAGAAACUGAGAGAAGCAACGGAGGCGAAGCGCAACUUACGGAAAGAGAUUGAACGUCUGAGAGCUGAGAAUGAGAAGAAAAUGAAGGAAGCCAAUGAGUCUCGGAUACGACUGAAGAGGGAACUGGAACAAGCCAGGCAGAUCCGGGUGUGCGACAAGGGCUGUGAGGCGGGCAGGCUCCGGGCCAAGUACUCAGCCCAGAUUGAGGAUCUGCAGGUUAAGCUUCAGCACGCGGAGGCUGACAGGGAGCAGCUCCGAGCUGACCUGAUGCAUGAAAGAGAGGCUCGGGAACACUUGGAAAAAGUAGUCAAGGAACUUCAGGAACAACUGUGGCCUAAAUCCAGCAGCCAGCCCAGCAGCGAGAGCACAGCGAGCAGCCUCGAGAACUGAGCAGCCACCGCAGCGUCUGACACACCUUCAGAACGAGAGUGUGCACAGUAAGGGAGGAGGGGUGGGGACGCGUGUAAGUGCAUGUGUGAGUAGUUGUGUCUUGGCACACAGAUCUCUGAAUAUGGAUUCUUAUUAGUCGGAAGGCAAAUGUUACUCUUUAUAACAGAAGCACUGAAUUACGCCUCUUUUUUUUCCAAUCCAUAUAGCACAACAUCUUACUGUGCCUAUAAAACACAAAGUGUUUAUAAACAAAAUACUUUUAAGUCCACAGCAAAUUUUCUACCGGCAAACUCCAAGCAAGCAGCAUCGUCCAACUAAAAUCAGCGUAAAAGGCGAGCAUGGCAGUGUUUUUGUGUUGCCCUUCUGCCUGUUGGAACAUUUUGGAAUUCAAAAAUAAACAAACUUUUCUUAUAAGCUAUUUAAAAGAAUUCAUUACACAGACUUGGUAUUAAAAAAUUAACAAGAUUUUUAUAAUGAACCUUUAAAAGCAAAACAAAAAAAAAUCUUCGAUGCACAAUUUUUAAUGACUUGUUACAGGCUUUGGGAUUCUUAACGUAGAAGCCCUCUGGUGAUGAUGCCAUUUCAUUAGCAGUUUUCCAGCCAUCUAGGAAGCCAUCGCAGUUUUAAUCCCGUCACGUGGUUGUAUGAGAAUUUCAGAGUGCUUUUCAAAGUUGAUUUUUUCCUUAGAAAGAAUUCUCUUCAUUUCCUGGCCUGAACACAAGACGAAAGGAAGACGCGGGACUGUAAAGGGGUGGGUGGGAGCGGGGAUGGGAAGAGAAGACGUUACAGAGCAGCCUUACAGACUUCGGCCUGUGCAGACAGACCACGCCAGCUCUUCCGAAGACGUCUUCGUUAAUCGCUGUGUUCAAAAGACUCACUUCAUCCAAGAGCACUUCAGCUUUAGGAAAAGAAAGAAGGAAAUAAAGGAAGGAAAUUCAUGAUCUGUUAAGUCAGUUGAGAAAUAAAGCAGAAGACAUACGCGUUUUGAAGUCAUUCUGAAAUCUUUACUUCAGCUUUGUGUUUUCUGGAAAACUCAUCUUUGUUGCACCAUCUUCCCAUAAAUUCAGUAUUUACCUGCUUUUAUUAUGAACUGUCAGUCAGGAUUUCUGUGCCCAAGGAGAGUGCAACAUCACAUUGUCGGAUACUACAGAAAAGAAAACCAACAUUUUUGCUGCUGUGAAUAAGCCUACAUCUUUUUUAAAAAAAAACUUUUUUGUUUUUAAAAAAAGAAAUUACUUUAAUUUUGGGAUCCAAGCCGCAGCCCCGGAAUAAAAAUGCAGCAUGCCAUCACUUUGUCUUGUUGUUGGUGUUAUUGUUGUUGUUGUUGUUUUGUUUUGUUUUGUUUUUUAAAAACUGCACUUUGUCAGAAUCUUACUCUGCAUUUUAUUCCAUAUUUCUAAAGUUUACAAGUUGAGCAUUCUAGAUUCUACCCUGCCUAGCAGAUGGGAAAAUCGUCAACCUGGUUUUCCACCGUGUGACACCUUGCAUCAGCAUUUGCGUUUAUGCAAAAUGAGGAUUCCGCAGGUAUAGAAUGCCACCAACUCUGGAUUUGCCAGACCAGUGCGCUGCUGGUUGAGUCUGACACCGGUUUGGCGUGGCUUUGUAUCCCCCGGAGCUGGGAAGCAGCAGAGAUGCUCCCGCAAGUGCUCGACAAAUAAAGUUGGUGCUUUACUGAACAAGAGAAAAGUGAUUUUCACCCGUAAACACUCACCUCUGACACACUCACGCUUAUCAGCAUGAAGUGAAAAUUUGAUCUGGGGCUGCAGACGUGCCUUCCAGCUCAUUUUUCCUCUCAGCAUCUUAUAUAGGCAAUGCUGACACUUUUUUUACCUUAAAGAAUAAAAAGAAAAAAAAAAAAGAAAACCCUAUGCAUCAUCAUACACAGAAGUUAUUCUAAACGAAGAAACGUAUUUCCAGUAAUCUUUAUUUGCUUUUGGACAUUAAUGCAAACUACAUAAGCUUAAAAAUUAUUUCCCAGUAGACAGAAAGCGGCUUCCAAUCCUAAAAUUACAGUAUUUACUUACAGUACAUUAGAGAGAUUAUUUUUUUUUUUAAACAAGAGCUGUUUGCUUGAAACCAUUAUAAUAACCAUUAUAAUAACUGUGAGCAUUAACAAAGAAGUUCAUAUAUACGUUUUAGGUACAAAAAGAAGAAAUAUGAAAGGAGUAGAAUUACUGGGACAAUGUCAAACUGUUGGGAGCAAGAACCAGUUGUACCAAGUCAAUCAGAGGAAAGUGGCCGUUUCUGCAGGGCCGUGCCCCUGUGUGUUUGGGAUGCUGGAGACCGAGUCCAGAGGCAGAUCUCCUCUUCUAAAGUGCAAUGCAAAAGGAAUUUUGAUUAUGCUUAAGCAGGUUUUUUUAAUGUGUUUUUUUUUCUUCUUUGUAUGUUUUUUUCUGCAAUUAUUAAAUCAUAUGCAUGGAAUUAAAAUCUCUGCCAUACGUAUAUUCAUUAAUGGGCAUUAUUACUGUCUUAUGUAAAGGGUUUAUUUUGUUAUGCAGUAUGCAUAAAAAUGUUCUCAGCCUUAUGAUUUCCAGAUCUGUAUUAUUCACUUAUUUCUUCAAGGGAAACUAAAUAAUUUUAGCUUCAGUUGAUCAUUGUGCAUUUCAAGUGUCUCAUGUGCUGUGCUGCCACGUCAAGAAAUUACACAUAGAACAACCCUAUUCCCACCCCCACUGCCAGCUUCUUUGAAGCCUUACUUUUGAAAUUUUGUUUGUUUGGGUUUUUUUCUCUGCUCUUUGAUUGUGCCCAUCCCCUUAUGACUCAGCAAAAACCGGCACCAUGCGGAGCUCUGGUUUUUCACAGGAAAAGUGUCCCACUUACCUGUGGCACACGACCUGGUUUUUCUUUCCUGUGUGCCCUGGGAAGCACGCGCGUUCGCUGGCACAGUGGCUUCUGUGCGUAUGAUGCUUUUAUCCUCCAAAAUUCAUGAAAUCUGCAUUUUUUUCCAAAGGAAAAAAAAUAGAACAGAAAAUAGUCUUAUCGAUAGUAGAUAGUCGUGUCAAACACCCAGCAUCACCUCUGCUUCAUGCGUAAAUGGGGUAACAUUUGCAAGAAAGAAGCCUCCAAAAUGGAAUCACAACUAUUGUCACAGCGCCGUGGUUUCUUCUUUUGCUGGGCACUACGGUCGUUCUAUAAAGCGUAAUAUACGGCAAAUGAACUUCACAAUGGUCGAGGUUAAGACUCAAUAGUAUUUGAUCACGGGAGUGAAAACAUCCCAAUAAAAAUGGUUCUGUCAAUUAAGGUUUUAAAUCAGGACGAAUAAAGAAGGUGCAAGAAGACUGGGAAAAAGGUUCUACACCAGCCGUUAAUCAAUGGGAGAGGUUUAAAGGAUAGGAGUCUAUCUUAAAUAAUUUUGUCUUUCCUAAAUACGCUUUAACAAUAAAAUAUGAAAUAUUUCUGCAGAGUAUAUAAUUUGUUUCUAAUUCAGCAUUCCUGUGCAUGUAAUUAAUUUUAAAAUUGCCAGAAGACAGACACAGAGACACUAAGUUUAGAAAAGGGCUGUCAAAACUGUGGGAAUCUUCAGAGAAAAAAAAUGUUAGUGAAGGUGCUCGAGGUGUGGGAGUUCUGUGUGUAAUUUCUGUGUCUGCAACACCUGAAACAAUCCGUAGUGGCCCCGUCAGGCGGAAUUGCUUUUGUUUCGACUUACUGUGGAGUCCCUGCUGCAUUCCAGUCGCACUCCGGCCCGUGAGUGUAGGAAUUACAGAGUCACAUCUUCUCAUUUCAUCUGCUCUUUAGUUUCC
Molecule: messenger RNA, 6803 nt
Organism: Chroicocephalus ridibundus (black-headed gull)
Lineage: Eukaryota; Metazoa; Chordata; Aves; Charadriiformes; Laridae
Gene: SKI
Product: SKI proto-oncogene
Exons: 8
Coding region: 856-3063 (735 amino acids)
Biological process (GO): negative regulation of transcription by RNA polymerase II; negative regulation of BMP signaling pathway
Cellular component (GO): nucleus
Molecular function (GO): DNA-binding transcription factor activity, RNA polymerase II-specific; SMAD binding; RNA polymerase II cis-regulatory region sequence-specific DNA binding
Source: RefSeq, a predicted model, not a curated record